AUGGCCAUGAUCCCAAUGUCCAAACCACUCGAAAUAUUGGGAAAGACUACUACCACGGAGCGUAUGCUCUAUUACAGUGGCAUCACUCGUCGAAUAGGAGAUGUCGAUGAUGGAUCUACUGUGACGGAUUUCCUCCCUGCCGAGCGUGAACGAGGAAUCACCAUCCAGUCCGCCGCUGUAACAUUCCACUGGCCACCCAUCCAUCAUAACGGCGGGCCAAACCCCAGGCCGGACAGGCCAAGGCAUCAGACUCCUCACACCAUCAAUCUCAUAGACACUCCCGGCCACGCAGACUUUACAUUCGAAGUUCUUCGAUCAUUGAGGAUCCUUGAUGGCGCGGUCUGCAUCCUUGAUGGGGUUGCCGGUGUUGAGGCUCAGACCGAGAAAGUAUGGACCCAGGCAAACAACUACAGCAUCCCACGAAUUGUGUUUAUCAACAAGUUAGACCGAGAUGGAGCAGCUUUCAACCGAACCGUGAAGGAAAUUGGAUCAAGAUUAAGAGGCUUUCCUGCAGUGUGUCAUAUUCCAUGGUGGGAAGGUGGUAAAGGGAGGUUCACAGGCGUAGGGGAUGCAAUCAACCUGUGCGCCUUGAAGUGGAGUGAAGGCGGAGAUGGGAAGACUAUCCAGAGCUACAAGCUCGAGCAACUAGCUCAAGAAGACCCAGGACUCCGUUCGGAGCUCAUCACGGCUCGUGCAGCUUUGGUAGAAGGCCUAUGCGAAUUCGACGAGCGAUUGCUUGAGACAUGGCUCGAGUGCGACGAUGAUACUCUAGCUGUCCCUCCUCAGGCUAUCCGGGACAGCUUGAGAAGAUGUAUCUUCGAUGGUUCUGGGCGCCUCAUUCCAGUCUUCGCAGGAGCAAGCUUUAGGAAUAUCGGAGUCCAACCACUACUUGACGCGGUGGACGACCUGCUUCCAAAUCCUACAGAACGGCCAGAUCCCGAGGUGAGCAUCGGAGAGAAGAGAGGUGGUCUAGCUGAUCUCCUAGACGGCAAACUAUCCCUCGCCUCCUCGAGCUGGGACAAACACCUGACCAAGAAGUCCAGUUCCGCGACCUCUAUGAUUGCACGAAUCGAAGCAUGUGCUUUAGCAUUCAAAGUUGUCAACGAUCCUCGGCGUGGUGUUCUAGUCUACAUCAGAGUCUACUCAGGAUCCGUCAAACGCAACUCAGCACUCUGGAACACCAACCUCAACGUCACAGAGAGUGCCCAGCGACUGCUGCAGAUGCAAGCCUCGGACGCUGUAGAGAUCCCGCACAUCUCUGCUGGCCAAAUCGGUGUCAUUGCAGGCUUAAAAUUCGCUCGUACUGGUGACACCCUAAUAUCUUACUCAGGCGUUAACCCCAGAAACGGUCCUCCAGCACCCUUAAAUAUGCUCCAGCUCCGCCCCAUCGACGUACCUCCCCCGGUUUUCUUCGCUGCUAUCGAACCUCACAGUCUCAGCGAAGAGAAAAACGUUGCCGAGAUCCUUUCGAGUCUCCUGCGUGAAGACCCCAGUCUGCACGUGAACACCGACGAAGAAUCCGGUCAGAUGCUCCUCAGUGGCAUGGGCGAACUGCAUCUAGAAAUCGCCCGAGAUAGGCUGGUAAACGACUUUAAAGCAAAGGCCACGAUGGGCAAUAUCGAAAUCAGCUACCGCGAAUCAGUGCUCUCUGCUACAGCACCGCAUCGAGUAGUCUUCGACAGGGACAUAGCACGCAAGAAAGGAAAAGCCGGAUGCGAAGCCACCAUCGAGCCUCUUGUGCACGCCAGCAUCAAAUCCGACUACACCGUAAGUCGAGAUGGCAACUCCAUCUCCGUCAACGUCCCCACGUCCUGGUUCGGGGAAGAGGAAGAAGGGAGCUCCUUACCUAAAGACCUGCCUUUAGCCACCGUCCGAGAGGCGCUUGUCAAUGGUGCGGCAGCAGCACUUGCGCGCGGUCCACGCCGUAGUUUUCCUCUCCACGAUGUGCACGUAGUCCUCAAAUUCGAACCCUCUUCCGACCUCUUCGGCUCAGACACAUCUCCCGCAGCGCUCUCCUCGGCCGCUAGACUGGCAGUACAAGCAGCGCUCAAGUCAGCAUUUGACAAAAACGACAUUGCGCUCAUGGAACCUGUCAUGAGCGUCGUGAUAUCCUGCGACGAAGGGUCCCUCGGAGCCAUCGUGCACGAUUUAAACUCCGCUCGGGGCGGUCACGUAUUAUCCCUCGACACAGAGGAUAGCGAGGACCCAACUUCCGCACUGUCAGCUAUCGAUCCCAAGAGAAUCUAUGCACCACCAGAUCCGUUUGCGUCAACUGGCGGCUCAGACUCUGCGGGACCGGGCCAGGCGAGACAGGUGCAUGCUAGGGUGCCCUUGAAGGAGAUGGUGGGGUAUUUGAAGCAUCUGCGGAGCUUGACGGGUGGACGCGGAACAUUUAUCAUGUCCAUCGACAAAUUCGAGAGGUUGUCGGGCCCGAGAGAAAAGGCGAUUUAA
This is a messenger RNA of Drepanopeziza brunnea f. sp. 'multigermtubi' MB_m1, 2451 nucleotides long. Lineage: Eukaryota; Fungi; Ascomycota; Leotiomycetes; Helotiales; Drepanopezizaceae. The record is from RefSeq and is a predicted model, not a curated record.